GCUACCGCAUCAUCAUCAGUCCGCGUCGGAGAGCUACCCGCGACGCUUGUCUGCGAGCUAGAUCCCUCAGAUACGCUGCUGGUUUACGGCGUGCCGUAACACGACACGUUUGGAGGGACCGCCGCUGCUACGCGUGUGCCUGGUACUCUGUGAACACUGGAUUUUGUGCUACUAGUGUUGUGACGAUGUACAUGUGCUGAAAUUCCCGAUUUCCGUAUUUAUAGGAUUUUGACGUCGCAACCAGUUCCGGAUCAGCUCAGCCGGUAAUCGUGAUGAAAGUCGUUAGUUUGCAAUUGCCGUCGGGGCCAAGUAUGGAGCGAUUACCGCUGCCAUUUAGUCCAACGGAACUGUUGUGGCGGUAUCCAUUGCCAUGGGCGCCACCGCCUCCCUCGCCUCUUGGCGAUACAAAGGCACAACUACCAGCCAGCCUUCCGCCAGAACCAAGACUAUGGUCCAGAGAUGAUGUAGCUAUCUUCUUGAAAUGGUGUGAAAGAGAAUUUGACUUGCCAAAUUUUGAUAUGGAUUUAUUUCAAAUGAAUGGAAAAGCUUUAUGCUUAUUGACCAAAACUGACUUAGGAGAGCGUUGUCCUGGUGCUGGUGAUGUCUUGCACAAUGUUUUACAAAUGUUGGUGCGUGAUGCAGCACUUCUAGGAAGAGUGCCAUCUUCACCGGUAACGCCAACAGCGCGCGCUGCUCCUUAUCCGCCAUCACCGCACUCACAUCCACCAACACCAACUUGGGCUGUCGACGGUUUCCAUCACUUUCAUAGCGCUGCUGUAGCUGCUGCCCAACCAAACUCAGUAACAUUAAGUCCAGCACCAUCAGUAGAUAGUUCAGGAAGUCCACAACGUGGAGACGGAGUUAACUAUGGACCUACAUACGCCCCAUCGGUACCUGCACAGGCUCAAGCAGCUAGUUCUGGAAGCAAUCAUUCUGAUUCUGACGAAGAAGCACAAUUCGGGCAUCCGCCUCGAUCUCCUAAAGAAACUCCUCUGGCGAGUCCAGCGCCACAAAAUCUUCCAGUACAACAUUCGCAUUACCGUACUCAACACAGAGAAUUCUUUCCAAACGACAUGCCAGAAUCAAAUACAAAUGGUCGCCUAUUAUGGGACUUUCUACAACAGUUAUUAAACGACCCAACGCAGAGGUAUACAAACUACAUUGCGUGGAAAAACAGAGAGACUGGUGUAUUCAAGAUUGUAGACCCGGCUGGACUUGCCAAACUGUGGGGAAUUCAGAAAAAUCAUCUAUCAAUGAACUACGACAAAAUGUCGCGAGCAUUAAGAUAUUACUAUCGUGUCAAUAUCCUACGAAAAGUACAAGGCGAACGACAUUGUUACCAAUUUUUAAGAAACCCAACUGAACUUAAGAACAUUAAAAAUAUCUCACUCCUGCGGCAACAAAUGAGCCCCACGAGAGUAGUGCCCCAGGCCGCCGUAAAAACUGAGAUGAAAGAAGAACGUUGUGAAGAAGAAGCAGUAGAUGAAGACAUGCCUACUGACCUUAGCAUGGCAGCAUCAGAACCCUGGCGAAAGCGUGCGCGAUCAGAUCCCGCUCCUAUUCCUUCGCAACAUGACAAACAUCGCAUCAGUGUCCUUAUAGGUGAUAACAUGAUGCUAAAACGUGAACCUGAAUAUAGUGGCGAUCAUUACGCUCUAAACCUUAAAAGUGAAAAAUGUGAACAAUGAUCACAAACAAUGAAAAUGCUUGAACACUUAUAGUGCGAUACGGUUAUGUUGAUAUAGUGUGAAAAGAGCUCCACCCGCUAAAAUUCUAGUCAAAUUCCUCUCAGAAAGGAUUCCAGUCUUCCUAAAAUAACAUGUUUAUUAAUAAAGCUGUAUUACGCAAACAAACACUGAGAGAACUUUGACGAAUUAUAUAUGGUCUUGGAGUUAAACAGGGUAUGGACCUAAAAUUAUGCCUUUGUGCCAAGUGAUUUUAUCUAAUAGUGUCAAUUACCUAAAUAGUUAGCAAAAGAAAGAAGAUUUUAUGUGUGUUAAAAUCAUAUAGACUAUUUUAAAAUUUGUGCAAUGGACCAUUCAAUGGACUGCCGAGAUCUCGCAGUUACAACUAGAUAUAUUGCCGAAAGAAAUAUCUGUGUGCGUAAAUCUACGCGCCUGUUAAUGCAUUUUAUAAUUUAAUUAGCUAUAUACGUAUGGAUAUUUUUUUUUAUAUAUAUAUAUAUAUACCUAAAAACGGAUAGUAGAUAAAAGUAAUAAGAAAAAAAUCAACAGAGUUAUGAAAUAUCAUACAUAGAAUUAUCGUCUUCCAAUUAUUUUUUAUUACAACCCAUUUCAAUUGUAGCUUGCGGAAAAAUUUAAUCUUUAAUGUACCUACCACAUAAUUUCAAAAAUGCGUUAUUUAUGGCAGCUAUAAAAGUUUUAAAAUAAAUUAUAACUGAGUAAAAUAUUCAGUAAUAUAUGAUCUAAAAGACAAUAAAAAAAAAAUCUUAUUAGGUACCUUAAAUGCCUUGAAAUAAAAAAUGUCCACUGUGAUAAAAACAAAAAGUGGUAGACAUCUCGAGUAUGCUAGGGUUUUUACUCAAAGAUUUCCAGCUACAAUUUUCUGUGAUCUCUUUUAUCAAUGUAGGUAAAUGUCAUAGAGAGUUAAAUAUAGUUUUGUAAAUAUUAGUAUAAGAUAGGUUAAAAAGAACAGACUGUAAAGAGAGUGUAUGUAUGAUUUGUAAAACAAAGAGGAGCUUUAUCAAAGUACCUAGUAUAUGUAAGUACUAUUACAACUGAGUUUGUAUUUUUACAAUUAUUUCUAUUUGGCAAAUGCAUGCCAACUCUUCCAACAUGUACACAAUAUAAUUAUGAAGUUUCACAAAAAAAUAUUGUGGCUGAUUUAUUAUAACUUAAAAUAAAUGAAAAAGAUGUUAUUUA
This is a messenger RNA of Galleria mellonella (greater wax moth), 2882 nucleotides long. RefSeq names its product ets DNA-binding protein pokkuri (gene aop). Gene Ontology annotation, biological process: cell differentiation; regulation of transcription by RNA polymerase II. NCBI's taxonomy places the organism in Eukaryota, Metazoa, Arthropoda, Insecta, Lepidoptera, Pyralidae. Bases 273 to 1688 code for a protein of 471 amino acids. The transcript is spliced from 5 exons. The record is from RefSeq and is a predicted model, not a curated record. Gene Ontology annotation, cellular component: nucleus. Gene Ontology annotation, molecular function: DNA-binding transcription factor activity, RNA polymerase II-specific; sequence-specific DNA binding.